CUAUUUGAACUGCUACAACCGGUAUUUGAAAUCCCCGGGAAAACCAAAGCUAGAGAAAAUAAGAAUGAUGGACCUGUCUUUCCCACAGGAUUUUCAGAGUGACAUAUUCUGGUUCGAGGCUUUUGAGGCUCCGCCGGUGAGCCGAAGCGCUUUUGUGGCGUACACAGAGGGCCCCAGAAUUGGAUUUGGGGCAGCGAAUUCAGGUAGUGGGCCGAAUCCCGGGAACGUGAACAAGAGAAUGAUGAAAUUCUUGCUGAGGAGUUGGCAUCCGAGAAUUGAAAUCCAGGAGCAAGAGAAAGAACGAGGUUUUCGGCACAUGAUGAACGAGCGGGUGAGGAGGGAGAGGCAGAAGCAAAGUUACAUGGCCCUGCAUUCCACGUUGCCUUUUGGAACCAAGAGUGAUAAGAAAUCCAUUAUUCAAAUGGCGUCCAAGGAAAUUCAAGAGCUGAACGGGUUUGUGAAGGAGCUGAAAAGGAGAAACUUGGAGGUUGAAGCAAGUUUGGCGGCGGUGAAAGGGGACAGACCAGGGGGAGCCAAGAUUAGGCUAAGUGUGCCCAAUCCGGCAUCUGGGCUUGAUUCUAUGGUAGAAGUUCUUAAAUGCUUAAAAACAUUGGGACUGAAAACCAGAACCAUCAGGUCGAAUUUCUCUGCUCAGGAGUUCUCAACUGAACUGGAGAUUGAAACCGAGAUGGGAGAAGCUGCCGAAGCGGAAAAGGCUAUAAAGAGAACACUACAUCAACAUGAAGUGGAGAGGAAACUACUACUCCAUUUCGAGGAAGGUCUGAGAAGGUAAAGAAAAUAAAGGCCGUCAAAGAAUUCCACACCUUCCCCUCACAAAAGGCCCACACAAAUAAAAAAAAGGAACACUUUCUAACCGUCGGAUGUAGGUCUUGUUAUAAUAUAUCAUAUGAUAUUAGUAAAAAAAGUAAGAGGAGGAGCGUGACAGUUUGACUGGUUAUUAUUAUGGGCUUGAAAAUGUAUUUGUUGAUUUUUUUUGAGAUUUUGAAUGGACCAAGAAUUUAGAAGACUGUUUAGCGCUUAAGCAUACCGAUUAGCUAGACUAUCGAAUUGAGCACGAGGAUAUAUUACUACCAGAAGGAAUGCUUACAUAUGAUAUGAUAUUGGGUAGGGUAGGCUAAUACUGUGGUUUAUUAUUAUAAAACCCGCUGAGAAAAGUAACAAACGGUACAAGGUUGAAUGAACCGAACUUGGGAAAAUGAAAAAUCAAAAUAUAUGCGUUGAACAAGGUAACAAAAUUAAAAACGUGGCCAAAGACGACUCUCUUUAUUAUUUUUUAUUUUUGUUUCGGGACCUGGCUGGCUGUCUGACAGAUUAGAGACAGGCUCAUCGUUGGGGAAUGUUUGCCCGCUGCUUAGUUGAUGGUACGAUAAGAUUUAUAGAUCUUCUGUGCAAACCAUGACUUCCCUUUUUGUCAAAUAAAAUACGAUAUUUUGGGUC
This is a messenger RNA of Juglans regia (Persian walnut), 1458 nucleotides long. Its product is annotated as transcription factor bHLH92-like. The coding region runs from base 65 to 793 and encodes 242 amino acids. NCBI's taxonomy places the organism in Eukaryota, Viridiplantae, Streptophyta, Magnoliopsida, Fagales, Juglandaceae. Gene Ontology annotation, molecular function: protein dimerization activity. The transcript is spliced from 3 exons. The record is from RefSeq and is a predicted model, not a curated record.